Messenger RNA from Nothobranchius furzeri (turquoise killifish), 600 nucleotides. RefSeq names its product peptide YYb (gene pyyb). Gene Ontology annotation, cellular component: extracellular region. The record is from RefSeq and is a predicted model, not a curated record. Lineage: Eukaryota; Metazoa; Chordata; Actinopteri; Cyprinodontiformes; Nothobranchiidae. Gene Ontology annotation, molecular function: neuropeptide hormone activity; neuropeptide Y receptor binding. Gene Ontology annotation, biological process: feeding behavior; neuropeptide signaling pathway.
GGUAUCCGUCCCUCACCAUAUAAAUACAAUCCUGUGGUGUGGAGGGAGAACCAGGAUAGGAGCACCGAGGUGACAGCACCUUCACAGCACAAGUCCAACGCUUCACAUGGCCAGAAUGCUGAGAUCAUGGGUGACGCUCGCAGCUCUCGUCCUUUGCCUCCUGGUGUGUUGGAGCGGAUUCGCGGACGCCUACCCCCCCAAACCGGAGAGCCCCGGGAGCAACGCCUCACCGGAGGAGUGGGCCAAAUACCACGCUGCUGUCAGGCACUAUGUCAACCUCAUCACCCGGCAGAGGUAUGGCAAGAGAUCGUCCCCUGAGCAGGCAGUGGCUUGGCUGCUGUUCGGCGCAGAUGCAAACCAAGACACAGAGCCACGCUCUGAUUAUGUAGAUCCAUGGUAAAUGAGCCCAACACUAAACCAACUCACCUCAUCCUACCUUGAAUCUCCAAUCUUCUCAAGAGACAUCCUGCACUGGAACACUGGACUGUCUAAACAUUUAAUUAUUUAUUGUGCAUGCUAAUUUCUCUUUAAUUGUUUGUCUUUGUCAGUAACUACAUGUAUUUGUUCUUUCAAUAAAAUUGUACAUAAUUUGUAUCAAAA